Pungitius pungitius (ninespine stickleback) is the source of this 1824-nucleotide messenger RNA. RefSeq names its product immunoglobin superfamily, member 21a (gene igsf21a). The transcript is spliced from 10 exons. Lineage: Eukaryota; Metazoa; Chordata; Actinopteri; Perciformes; Gasterosteidae. Gene Ontology annotation, cellular component: adherens junction. Gene Ontology annotation, biological process: heterophilic cell-cell adhesion; homophilic cell-cell adhesion. The record is from RefSeq and is a predicted model, not a curated record. The coding region runs from base 262 to 1758 and encodes 498 amino acids.
GGAGAGAGAGCGAGAGAGAGAGAGAGAGAGACAGCCUCUCUCAGCUCUGCUCCCCAUUGUUUAAACCGGGAGGGAGAAAAUAACACUCCGCUCGUUCCGCCGCCGCAGCGAGACGCGCUCCUCUUCGUCCCCGCCGAUCCGAUGCCGCGUUCCCGCCGCUCUCAACGUUUUAUUCGUCGCCAACUUCUCCGAUUUCCACACUCAGGACUUGAGCUGCAUCAUGAGUAGUUCGGGGGCGCCCUUCAAUCGCAUACCUCUGGAAUGGUGGGGAUUACACGGCCGAGACCCGGAGAGCAUGUAAACGCAAAUGGAGUUUGGGAUUUAUUGCAAAACAAGGGAAAGAUGACCGUGUUCUCGCUGUGCCUGCUCCUGUGCGCAGACCUGCUGGAUCUAGCCGUCGGGUAUUUGACAGUCACCAUAGAGCCGCUGCCCCCCGUCGUCGUGGGCGAGACCGUCACCCUCAAGUGCAACUUCAAAACCGACGGACGGCUUCGAGAGAUUGUCUGGUACCGGGUCACAGAUGGGGGGACCAUCAAGCAGAAAAUCUUCACCUACGACGCUAUGUUUAACACCAAUUACUCUCACAUGGAGGACUACCGCCGGCGCGAGGACCUCGUCUACCAAUCAACCGUCCGGCUCCCGGAGGUGCGGAUCUUAGACAACGGACCCUACGAAUGCCACGUGGGCAUCUACGACCGGGCCACCAGGGAGAAGGUGGUCCUGGCCUCGGGCAAUGUGUUUCUCACGGUCAUGUCGCCUCCAAACAACAUAUCAGUGGUGGCAGAGAACACUCCGGCCCCGUUCAGUCGAUACCAGGCGCAGAAUUUCACCCUCCUCUGCACCGCGAAAGGAGGGAAACCAGCCCCGUCGGUGUACUUCAAGCGCGACGGCGAGCUGAUCGAGGUGAUCUCCUACACGCAGGCCUCCGGCGAGCAGGACGGCGGCUCGGCGGGCGUGAGGGGCGCCCGGCCGCUCAUCAGCAGGGACCUCGACGACACCAAGCUGCAGCGCUCGCUCUCCCUCAUGGACCCCGAGGGCCACGUGCCCCGCCAGUACACGGACAGCCCGCAGCGCGUCCACACCCAGGGGCAGCGGGCCCACGAGCCCAGCCCGGCGACCGAGGUCAUCCCCGAGACGGUGGUGAGCCGCGAGUUCCCCCGCUGGGUGCACAGCACCGACCCGCUCUACUACUUCAGCCACACCAGCGUGCCGCAGAGCGACGGCUCCGUGGUGGUGCAGGCCCGCCUCACCUGGACCCUCAACCCCCAGCUGGACAACGACGCGCUGUUCAGCUGCGAGGUCAAGCACCCGGCGCUGUCCAUGCCCAUGCAGACCGAGGUCACCCUAGCUGCUCCUAAGGGCCCUAAACUCUCCAUGUCCCCUACCAGAGCAAAGGUAGGGGACACGGUGCGCAUCACCGUGCAAGGAUUCCAGGUAGGAUCGCCUGGGAACGAGGUGUUCCCCGAGCCCCUCUUCACCUGGACGCGGGUGGGGGGCCGCCUGCUGGACGGCAGCACCGAGCGGGACGGGAAGGAGCUGGUUCUGGAGAGAGUGCCGGCCGAGCUCAACGGCUCCAUGUAUCGCUGCACGGCCCAGAAUCCUCUGGGUUCCACGGACACCCACACCCGCCUCAUCGUCUUCGAAAACCCGAGCAUGAUGAAAAACACGCAGAGUCAGAACAAUGGAGCUUCAUGCGUGGACAUCCCCGGACUAACGUGGAUGGCGCUUGUCCUCACAGUGACUGUGGAACUGACGUGAAACCUCUCAAGACACUUACACACAUACGUACCCUUAUUACACAACACACACACACACACACACACA